This is a messenger RNA of Alternaria rosae, 1167 nucleotides long. RefSeq lists its product as uncharacterized. Bases 239 to 958 code for a protein of 239 amino acids. The record is from RefSeq and is a predicted model, not a curated record. The transcript has 2 exons. NCBI's taxonomy places the organism in Eukaryota, Fungi, Ascomycota, Dothideomycetes, Pleosporales, Pleosporaceae.
GGUAAACCUUGGUCGCCAUAUCAUAAGGCUGACAGUCGACCAAUCGCAGCACGGGCCGUUGCACAGCAGCUGGGGAAGGCGCGACGGGCAACAGCUAAUUUCGAUUUCUUUCCACACGCCACGCCGCAAACACUGAAACACAUCAAUCCCGAGUUAUUAGGGCAGAGACCUUGCCUGCACCGAAACAUACCACGCGAAUCGUACUCAGCCACACAUCUACGAGCCUCCGAGCCCCGGAAUGGCGACCCAGACGCUGCACGGCUCCUGCGCGUGCGGACGCAACCGCUAUGUCAUUGAGAUGCCGACACAGCAGAUUCGCCAGGCCGAGUUACGAUACGACAAUACCUCUGCGUCGCGACACCACUCAGCGAACCCCCUCACACUCUGGCUCCGCGUCCCUCUGCCAUGGUACACCUCGGCGACGUUUGCGCAAUACCCCGACGAGACGCGCCUGAGCAUCAAGCGCAGCUUCGUCUCCCCCUACACCUCGAAUACCCGUCGCCAGUUCUGCGGAUACUGCGGCACACAGCUCUCGUCAUGGAAUGAGCGGACGAGAGACGAGGCCGAGCACAUUUCCCUGACAGUCGGCAGCCUGCUGGACGAGGACCAGGACAUGCUGAGCGAGCUCGGCUUCCUGCCCAGCAGCAGCGAGAGCAGUGACGACGAGACAGAGACAUCCGCCGCCGGACCCUCACGCACGAACCGCUCGCGUACAGUCGUCCGCUCAGAACCACAAUCGCGGGGCGCGCCCUGGUUCGAAGAGAUUGUACGCAACACCCGCCUGGGCCGCUUCAAGCAGCAGCGCGGCGGACACUCCGAGAGCGGCGUGCACGUCGAGUGGGAAGUCACCGAGUGGACGGAAGGCGACGACAACGGCGACGAGGGCAGCGCGACGCCUAGCAAGCGGAAGAUUGGCGACGUUGACGAUGCCGAGGAUACCGAGAUGCGCAGCGCGUGAGCCUGCUACUUUCUUUCACACACGGAAUGAGUUCGGGUUGAAGAUGUCACUAGAAACAGAAUCGCUCACGCGUAAAUGAGGACGAAACGUAUGUAAUCACUGGACCUCUGGCAGAGCGAUAUGAUAUGGGAUAUGGAGUUGCAGGUGCGUUUUUUUAUUUUGUGUACAGUAUCUAAGAAAUAUAGCAUAUAGCGCAUGUCACUGCAGCU